Messenger RNA from Gongylonema pulchrum, 240 nucleotides. Lineage: Eukaryota; Metazoa; Nematoda; Chromadorea; Rhabditida; Gongylonematidae. The record is from the annotation of a GenBank genome assembly.
AUGGUUUCUUACUUUAUUUUGAUAUUCGCAACAGCACUGAUAACACAGCUGAAUUACGCACAAGAAGACGAUGAUGAAAAGGAUUUGCCGGACAGUAUGAUCAAGAUACCGUCGCAGGUCUCCGUUAGCGGAAGUAUGACAUGCAAUGGAGCAGCAGCUUAUGCAGUGCUACUCAAUCUUGUUGAGAGAGUCGGAUGUACGUUCUGCGCUUUUUUCCUACGAAGCGAACUGUCGGUCUAA